AUGAAUCGAUUUGAUUGGAAUAAGCUUUCACCGGACGAAUUUCAACGUCUACAAGAUUAUAUAUCAUAUGCUCCCAAGAAAGUCAAAGAUGUUGUUGCUAUUCUUGAAAAAGAUCCAACUUGGUUAGCUCAUAAACAUGAUGAGCAACUUGAUUAUAAAGGUUUUCGACAAUUUCUUGAUUUACUUGUCGAUAAUUCUGAUAUACCAGAAGAUUUAUGUCGACAUUUAUUUUUAUCAUUUAUUAAAAAACCUGCAUUAUUAAUACCAAUCGAUACAACAUCAGCGAUUGGUGCUCUACCACCUGCAACAGUAACAUCACCACCAAUAACAACAGCGACAAUAAUAACUUCUCCACCAUUAACAUCAAGUUUUUCAUUUUUACCUGAAAAAUUUUUUCGACAAAAAAAAUUUACCGAUGAUGUUAUUGCUGAUUCAAAAACUCGAGCGGGCGUAUGUCCUAGUGGAAAUGAAAGUCUUAUACGUCGAGGUAAUUCACAUGAUCAACAUCAUGAUUCACCUGGAAAUUCUCGACAAUCAUCAAGAAAAUCUAAUCCUUCCUUACAUUCGAUUCAUUCAUUGCAUAAUAAUACUGUAACAACUAUUACGAAUUCAGAUGAUCCAUGGGUAUUUCGUACAUCUCUAUCACAAUUAUUAAAUAAAAUAUCUGGUAAUGAACUUAUACGUGAUGUUCAUCAUCAUCAUCAUCACCAUCAUCAUCAUCCAACAGCACAACAAGAAAUUGAUAUUAAUACAACACGAAUUUAUUUAAAAGAUAUUAUUUGUUAUUUUUCAUUACUUGAAGGUGGAACACCAGAACAAAAACUUGAAUUCAUGUUUAUGCUUUAUGAUGAAGAUGGAAAUGGAAUACUAGAUAAACAAGAAACUGAUUCAAUUGUUAAUCAAAUGAUGAAUGUUGCUGAAUAUCUUGGUUGGGAUGUAUCUGAAUUACGACCAAUUCUCGAAGCAAUGAUGAAAGAAAUUGAUUAUGAUAAUGAUGGUGCUGUUACUUUAGAUGAAUGGAAACGAGGUGGAUUAACAACAGCACCACUUCUUGUUUUACUUGGACUUGAUUCAAAUGUUAGAGAUGAUGGUACUCAUUCAUGGCGAUUAAAACAUUUUAAUAAACCUGCAUAUUGUAACCUUUGUUUGACAAUGCUGGUUGGUUUGGGUAAACAAGGUUUAUGUUGUACAUUUUGUCGAUAUGUUGUUCAUGAACGAUGUGCUAAUCGAGCACCACCAAAUUGUAUUUCAACAUAUGCUAAAGCACGAAAAUCUGAUACAAUUAUGUUACAUCAUUGGAUUGAAGGCAAUUGUGCUGGAAAAUGUGAUCGAUGUAAAAAAUCAAUUAAAGCAUAUAAUGGUAUAACUGGUCUUCAUUGUCGUUGGUGUCAAGUGACAUUACAUAAUAAAUGUGCAUCACAAUUAAAACCUGAAUGUACAUUAGGUCCUAAUAGAGAUCACAUUCUACCACCAACAUCGAUUUGUCCAGCUGUUUUAGAACGACAAAAAGUACCACGAAGUGGGAAUGAUUCUAGACGAGAUGAUGCAUGCGUUGAAGGAUCUAUACAAUCAUUUCAAAUAAAUCCUUUAUCAAAUACACAUCCAUUACUUGUUUUUAUUAAUCCAAAAUCAGGUGGCAAACAAGGAGAACGAAUAAUGCGUAAAUUUCAAUUUUUAUUAAAUCCUCGUCAAGUUUUUAAUCUUGUCAAGUCUGGUCCUAUGCCUGGAUUACAAUUUUUCAAAGAUCUUGAAGAUUUUCGUGUUCUUUGCUGUGGUGGAGAUGGAACAGUUGGUUGGGUACUUGAUGUUAUGGAUCGUGUUCAACUUCGUCGACGAGCUCCAGUAGCUGUUUUACCAUUAGGUACAGGCAAUGAUUUAGCACGAUGUUUAGCAUGGGGUGGUGGCUAUGAAAAUGAAAGUUUAACUAAAAUAUUAAAAAAAGUAUCUCAAGCUCCGGUGAUUAUGCUUGAUCGAUGGCAAAUUGAAUUUAGUACACGUACAGAUACAGAAGAAAAAGGUGAUGAUAUUCCAUAUAAUAUAAUAAAUAAUUAUUUUUCUAUUGGUGUUGAUGCUUCCAUUGCUCAUCGAUUUCAUUUAAUGCGUGAAAAACAUCCGGAAAAAUUUAGUAGCAGAAUGAAAAAUAAAUUAUGGUAUUUAGAAUUUGGUACUUCAGAAGCAUUUUCAUCUACAUGUAAAAAUUUACAUGAAGAUAUUGACAUCAUGUGUGAUGGAGUUUCUCUUGAUUUAUCCAAUGGACCAUCUUUAGAAGGUAUUGCAUUAUUAAAUAUUCCAAGUAUAUAUGGUGGUACUUCAUUAUGGGGUGAAGGUGGUCGACAUAAAAAAAGAAAAACACCAUUAAAUUUUCACCGAAAAGACUCGGAGUAUUCCACGAGUUCAACGUCAGAUAUGACAUUUGUUUUACAAGAUGUGGGAGAUAAAUUAAUUGAAGUUGUUGGUGUACAGUCAGCUAUUCAUGCUGGAUCUAUCUAUGCUGGUGUUCGAUCAAGUGCAAAACGACUUGGUCAAUGUUCAUCAGUUGUUAUCAGAACUCACAAAACUUUCCCGAUGCAAAUUGAUGGUGAACCAUGGUUACAACCACCAUGUACUAUUUCAAUAACACAUAAAAAUCAAGUACCUAUGUUAAUGUCACCACGAAAAGAACGUAAAAAUGGUUUAUGGCGUUUAUUUCGAAAAUAG
Messenger RNA from Rotaria sp. Silwood2, 2697 nucleotides. NCBI's taxonomy places the organism in Eukaryota, Metazoa, Rotifera, Eurotatoria, Philodinida, Philodinidae. The record is from the annotation of a GenBank genome assembly.